AUGUACAACGAUGAGCCCUACAAUUCGACCUCUGUUUCAUUACUGGAAAUGCUUUUAACAAACCGAGCUGCAGCCAUACAGAAUGGGCACACGAAAGGUACAAUGUUCUUCGACAAAACUGAUGGCGUGUGGUUGAUUCACAGUGUUCCGAAGUUUCCACCACCGGACCACUAUCAGUAUCCAACCAGUGGACAUGACUACGGGCAAACAAUGUGGUGUCUUUCACUCCCUUACUCUCAACUAGGAAACAUAGCUACUCAACUUUACUACAACUAUCCCGACAUUUACUCUUCCUCAUUACCAACAAGUAUUGCGGCUGACUAUCCUUUGCUGUCCAAGGUGAUAGCCGGAGAAUACAAGAAGGGUGAGCCCUACAGCAAUACUGUCACCCUGAACACUAAAGGUGGCACGAGCUUCCUCUCGUUCGCCAAAACCAACGAGUUCAACAAAGGUAACACUUAA
Cooperia oncophora is the source of this 462-nucleotide messenger RNA. NCBI's taxonomy places the organism in Eukaryota, Metazoa, Nematoda, Chromadorea, Rhabditida, Trichostrongylidae. The record is from the annotation of a GenBank genome assembly.